AUGUCCACACUCGCUAGAGGGUCACGUCACCCACUGUUUAGAAACAAUAGGACAAAUAGCCUAGACUUGUUUCUUAUUUUUCAUAUCACCGUCAAUAGUUUUCUCAUCUCCCUAUUUCCGAUUUUCUCUCUUUCUUCUUCAAUAACUUUACUUUUUUCGCAUUCAAUUUAUAAUUUCCGGCUUUCUACUUCUAUCUAUCUAUCUAUCUAUCUAUCUAUCUAUCUCAUUCUGUUCAUAUCUAUCUAUCUAUCUAUCUAUCUAUCUAUCUAUCUCAUUCUGUUCAUAUCUUUUAUCUAUCUAUCUCUAUCUAUCUAUCUAUCUAUCUAUCUAUCUAUCUAUCUAUUCAUUCUGUUCAUAUCUAUCUAUCUAUCUAUCUAUCUAUCUAUCUAUCUAUCUAUCUAUCUAUCUAUCUAUGUCUUACUUUUACUAUUUGAGUUUAAAGAAUCGGAUCAUGGCGAUGUGAAUAACUUCAUUGACAUGGAAGGUUCAUCACUCUCUCUCUCUCUCUCUCUCUAUCUAUCUAUCUAUCUAUCUAUCUAUCUAUCUAUCUAUCUAUCUAUCUAUCUAUCUAUCUAUCUCAGAAAGUUAAUCUCUCUCUCUCUCUCUCUCUCUCUAUCUAUCUAUCUCAGAAAGUUAAUCUCUCUCUCUCUCUCUAUCUAUCUAUCUCAGAAAGUUAAUCUCUCUAUCUAUCUAUCUAUCUAUCUAUCUAUCUAUCUAUCUAUCUAUCUAUCUAAUCUAUCUAUCUAUCUCAGAAAGUUAAUCUCUCUCUCUCUCUCUCUCUCUCUCUCUAUCUCUCUAUCUAUCUACUAUAGAUUUUGCUUAAUAGGAUAA
Messenger RNA from Acanthosepion pharaonis, 831 nucleotides. NCBI's taxonomy places the organism in Eukaryota, Metazoa, Mollusca, Cephalopoda, Sepiida, Sepiidae. The record is from the annotation of a GenBank genome assembly.